Molecule: messenger RNA, 2940 nt
Organism: Botrytis byssoidea
Lineage: Eukaryota; Fungi; Ascomycota; Leotiomycetes; Helotiales; Sclerotiniaceae
Exons: 2
Coding region: 1-2940 (979 amino acids)
Source: RefSeq, a predicted model, not a curated record
AUGUCUUACAAUCACAACGGAGGAGAUGACAUCUGUUGGUACAACAACCAGCAAGUCUCCCAUCCCAUCGCAAUUUCGACUAGCAAUGACGUAACUGAAGGGGUAAAAGCCACUGCGAGCACUGAAACGUCCUCCACGAAUCCGACCCCCACUAAGUUCCAAGCAGAGUGGCCCUAUGAUAACAGCCAACAAGUAGAAGGUCCAUCUCAAGGCUGGUACCCGAGCUCGGGUUUAUGCCAGAAUACUGCGGUCCUACCUCAAAUGCCACGAUCGCCUCACCAAUAUAGCUCAAAUGUAGACAACUUUGAUACACGGGUCAAUGGAGAACUUCCAAACAUGACAGGCCUUGAGAUUCAUCCUACUCCUGACGAGAUUCUCUACAAUCCGAGCCUCCAGAACGCUUUUGGAAGUGGUAAUUCCUCUAUCUCGCAACAGGAUACGCCAAUGGGCGAAUUCUUCGAGGAAUAUAACAUGGACUCCACCACUACUGGUUUCAGAACACCAGUCCCAUCAAGAUAUCAGAUAAAUAGCAUGGACUCCACCGGCACUGGUUUCAGAACACCAGUCCCAUCAAGAUAUCAGAUAAAUAGCAUGGACUCCACCACUACUGGCUCCAGAACACCAGUCCCAUCAAAUUAUCAAACAAAUAACAAUUUAUCUGUUGGCAGUGAUACUCCUGCAGGUUUACAAUCUUCAGUUCAGGUUGACAAUCCUCCCUUUGACACUCGCACUCAGUUUGCUAGCAGCACCCAAGAUGGUGAAGCUUCACAACAAGAGUCAUCGUCUCAAGGUGGAAAAUACCAAGCUGGAUUCUUCAAUGAAACAAUGACAGCUCAACUUAACCGUCCACUGAGCGCGCCACCUGCAGGUCAUUGGAUAUUUGAACAAGAACUUUCAUGCACCGGCACUGGUCUUGAUAUACCAUUACCUUUGAACCCUUUGUCUAGAGCGACGCCGAGAACUGUUCCUUUGGCAUAUUCUGGUAACUGGCAAUACGAUGGCUCAUCAAAAGGCCCGGCGAUUGACAGCGAUAUCCCGACCUUACAACCAUACGAUGACAUCCGAAACGAUCCCUCCGGUACAUUGGUUCAAGAUGCUGGAGCUCGUCAAGGAGCGCAACCUCGACAGCAAGUGACGCAGAAUGAUGGCCUAGGUCAAAAUACCUCUGCUAAUAUACCAGUGCCAUGUCAACAAAGUGAUAUAUCGAGCACACGAUCACCGAUAACUUCAGAUAGACGUAGACACAGCGAUCCAGUAUCUACCUCACUUCGUGAUGCCAGAGAGUCACAAAAACGAGUACGAGUUCCAAGCCAACUUUCGGAGCAAGCUGCACAGUAUGAGGCUCCUUCUAUCAAUACAUCACGAGCACCUCAACAGAGUGGUGCACUGAUCGAGGACGCACUAGGAGCUAUUGGUAGCCGCAGACUCGGCGACACUUCUCCCAUUCCAGCCCAAGAGCUCCAUGAUACCAAUCCAUCGCCUACUGGUUUCCGUACCGAGUCUUGGCGAAUGAGACAGAAACAAGCUGAAAGUCAGACUAAUCGUGUUGCACAGCAGCCAAGUGAGCGCCGUGUAACUGUCCCUGCAUUUGAUAGCAGUUACCCAGGUGGUGAGCCUCAUGUGACGUUCGUACAUCCCGAGCGUUCACACCAAAAUACUUUUCAGCAGCCAGUCAAGCAACGUAAAUCGGCAUCCUUUUCGAGCGGUAGUGCCAGAUUGAGAGAAAUUGCCAGACCUCCAAUGCAACCUCUUGCAUCUGCCCCGCCAGCUGUGACAACACAACAGCAGUUCACACGGAGAGACAGACAGCCGAGACAGCCGAGACAGCCCGACCGACAAUCUGCGCAAUCGGGUACUCCAUAUACACAGCAGAGCCCGCGUAUACGUCGGCGGAGAACACAUCGAGUCCAACUUGCUCCACAGCCAAGAAUCCCAAAAAACCGGUUUGAUCGCGAUCUUCCAAGUAGAUUGAACGCCAAAGCCGCUGCUUUUGCCAAUGUCGAACCAGCAGAAGAUUUCCUGAAAGCGCUCACCAAGAUGCCUUUUCUCGAUAAAGUGGCGUGCGUUGAUCGAUUGAUGCGCGAAGACAUCUUCAAAGAUUACAUGAAGCCACAUCUCUUCCAAGAGUACGAUACAGGUCGUAAUGACGGUUUAAAGUUUGAACUGGAAAGGCGUACCAAGGAUCCCAUGCUUGUUUUCAUUGAAACUGGAGAGAUAAAGGAUGAGCGUCGCAGUCUCGAAAAGAAGACCAAAUUUGAUGACAUGCAAAUCGAGAUCGAGCGUCGCAGGAGGGAACUUGCUGCUCGUACAGCUGCCGGUGGUAUGGCGACUGAUACUUCUGAAGAUAUUCGAAUGACACCCGCCGGCAGCAAGCGUAGGCAUCAAGCAAUAGCAUCGGCGCAGGAUUCUCACUAUGAGAUUGACGACGACGAUAUGAUUGAGUCCGACGAUGGCUCUGAUGACCAUUCAAUUAUCCAUCCUCGCAACUCACCAAAGAAGCCUCGAACUUCCGGGCCAACAUCUUCAGGACCAAAGCCUUCAGAUAUUACGGAUAAGUUCUGUUCGCAUGUUGUCGAGAAUGUUCCGUUCCUUCCUGAUCCCAUCCACAGUCAAUUGAGCAAACUCAGCAUUGAGCAACUCAUCAUCCCAGUCCGAGAGUAUAUCGCUCAGAAUAGUGAGAUCGCCGACACGAAUGUUGAGCACUGGCGUGCUUGUGCAGGACAGGCUGCUGGCACCGAAAUGGAACAAGAAAUGGCUUGCACACAUUGCGCUGACCACAUGGAAGAUGGUUAUGUACCCUUUGCAAGCUGUGUCGUUAUUGACGCCGCCAUUCCGGCUGGAGAGCAUUUCAAAGGCGCUUGCAUGAAUUGUGUCUUUCUUGGUAAGGAUCAAGAUUGCAGUCUUCGACGGGUCGAGAGUGAGGAAAAUGAUGCUCAAUGA